AUGGAUGGCGACGGCUUUGUGGUGCCCGAGGACGAGGUCGGUCGAGGUGGCGAGCUGGCGGCUCUCGUCCACGGACGGGUGCAGUCGGCGGUGGACGAGCUGCGGCGAUCGGAUUUUUGGCACGUGUUUGCGGAAGACAUCCUGCCGCGAGUGCAAGAGCUGGCGGAGGAUCGACGGGUAGUGGUGCUGGCGGCUGGGCUCGGACGGAUGGUUGGAUCGCGGGUUGCGCAGCUACAGCUGGCGCUCUUGCUGCAGUUGGCGGAUGCGCUCGGUGCAGAUCGGGAAGCCGGCGACGUCAAGGUCUUUGAUCCUGCCUUUGACGAGGGCAGCGAUGUGGCGGCGCUCGCCAGCCUGCCUGAUGAGCUUGGCGGGCCGCUCGAGGUGGCUGCGGCGUGUCUGACCAGCGCUGAGCUGGAGGAUGCCCUGGCAAACAGUGCGAGUGGCGAUGGCAACGUGCUCCUCAUUUGCUACCUUCCGCACACCGAUGCUGAGUUGACGGCCCAAGUGCUGACGGCACUUGAGACUGCGGGUGAGAACGCAGCGGUGAUCGUUGCCAACUCGAUCACGGACCACGUGGAGCUGGUGGAGGCUGUGGCGACGUACAAGCGCAAAGGGUCCGAGACGCUUGUACGUGCGCUGCGCGAGGCGUGUGUGGUGGCGGACGAGGUGCCGCUGCCCGAAGCCGAGGCGCACGCGCUGUGUGUGGGUGCGUUCAAUGGCCUUGCGCUCCACGUCGUCGCCUGCGCGAACGCGAUGUGA
This is a messenger RNA of Thecamonas trahens ATCC 50062, 759 nucleotides long. RefSeq lists its product as uncharacterized. The record is from RefSeq and is a predicted model, not a curated record. NCBI's taxonomy places the organism in Eukaryota, Apusomonadida, Apusomonadidae. Gene Ontology annotation, biological process: microtubule-based process. The transcript has 2 exons. Gene Ontology annotation, cellular component: cytoplasm; nucleus. Bases 1 to 759 code for a protein of 252 amino acids.